AUUGCAUGCUAACGCGAGAGAGGAGAGAGAGAUUCGUAAGUUGGUUUGAUUCAUAUAUGUCGGUUUCAGUUAUGAGGCCGCUCUCCCUCCUGUGUUGGUGCCGCGUAAUUCUAAGUGAUGUCCUUCUCCGACGCCCCAUAUUGAAUUUCGAGGCGCAGGCAACGGCCUUAUCCUUCCCUCUCUCUCAAACGCUACGAAAUCCAAAUUCAAAAAUUUCUCUUUUGGGUCCCCUUGUUUUGAUCCGGCAAUUCCCAUUCCAAAUGCGAUCUUAGCUUAAAAUCAUAAAAGAAACAGAAAAUUCGAGCAGAAUACCAGGCUGAUUGAUUCUGCUCACUCUGGAACAGUUGAGUUUUUGGAAAGGGAAGGAAUUUGUGCAAUUGACAUAUUUGUCGACAAUAUCCGAUCAACAGGGAUGAGGAGCAGAAAGUACGAAAGGAAAGCGAAAAGGGAUCUUAAUUUUAUGCAUGUUGUUCAUUCGCUGGGCAUGUGUUUCUCGAAGAAUAAUUAUUGAACGCACAUUAUACUAGAAUUGCAAUGGCUGGCUUUGGUUUUGAUUGUGUACCGUGUCGACCAUUGCUGACAUCUAAGAACAAUUUGAGGUUGUGCCGCUGCAGUUGGUGAUUGAAGCUAAGGAAUUGAAUGGCCAACUGGACAAUCAAAGUUUGAAUUUUUACAUAUGAACAAAGUUCUGUGACAUUUCAUCACACUGAAAUUUGGAGAAGAUCUUAAGAAAUUUCGAAGGGAUAAAGGGUGUAAGGACCAGAAGGCUAGAGAUUUCUUCAUAGAAAGUGGAGUGGCCUUUUGAGACCAUGGCAAGUGAAGCUCCUGCUACUUCUGGCCAACAUUUUCACGAUGAUUCUGCCAAUGUGUUCUCAAGUGAGUCAAGUGACAGAUCCUAUCCAGAUAAACAUGUAUAUAAUAUUUCGGUACGGACGGGCGAGGAAUUUUCUCCAGAAUUUCUUAGGGAUCGAGUUUCCUCAAGAGCACAGAUAAUGAGUGAUAGGGAUCAGCGCCAGCCAAAGAGAGUGGUGUUUAAUUUUGAUCCAAAUCAUCAGCUGGUAUAUGAGGAUCUUGCUAACAUCCUUGGGCUAAGAAGAGAUUCUGAUUGUGGUUCAGAUAUCUCAGGUUUUAAUCCCAGGAUAGGAUAUUCAUCAGAAAUAGACAAGGCUUAUUCUGAUCAAUUGAGCAGAUUCCAGAUGAGUUAUGGUCUGGGUAGACAGGGGUCGGGUAAUUUUUUGGAUGAAAACUAUCGGGAUCGAGUUGCUCCUGGGCCAACAGCUACACCACUUCAUGCAUCUGAUUCCCCUCAGUCUUAUCAAUGUUGUGGAUCAGGAAUUUCAGACGGUUCAUCCUCCGGAAAGAUGAAAUUCCUCUGCAGCUUUGGGGGGAAGAUACUACCAAGGCCCCAUGAUGGAAAGCUUAGAUAUGUGGGUGGAGAGACACGGAUUAUAUCCAUUAGGAAAAACCUUGCUUAUGAUGAACUUGUGAAGAAGACUUCUGGAAUUUGGAAUCAACCUCAUACCAUCAAGUACCAGCUUCCUGGUGAGGAUCUUGAUUCACUUAUAUCUGUUUCAUGUGAUGAGGAUCUUCAUCAUUUGAUAGAGGAAUAUCAUGAGCUCGAAAGAAUUGUAGGUUCCCAAAGACUGCGGAUAUUUCUUGUAUCAUCAAGUGAAUCUGAGAGUCCAUCUUCUAUAGAAACAAGGGUUGCACCGCAGAAUGAUGCUGAUUAUCAUUAUGUUGUUGCUGUUAAUGGCAUGCUGGACCCAAGUCCUCGGAAAAGCUCUAGCGGGCACAGUUUGGCAAGCCAAGCAAGCCAUUUUGGAAAUAUGUUGGAAAAUAGUCCAAGUUUUCGUAAAGACUCUCCUACUUCUGCUCAUCCUUUGGAAAUGAAGGUUGGAGCCAGUUCCUCAAAUUUGGCAACGACAUUCCCCAACCCUUCUGCUCAGUAUUUAACUGUGACACCAACUCCAAUGAAGCCAUUCAUUCUAUCCCCUCCUGUGUCUCCAUUGCUAGUUCAGCAUAGAGAUCCUAAGAAUUCCCCUAGACAAUUUUAUGAGGAUCACUCAUGCCAUGAUGUACAUGAAAGCAUCGGCCCGUUUUUUAACAACAAACUGUAUGACAAUUCCAGUUGUAUUGAUAGCAGUAGAUUUUAUCAUAAUCAUCCUUGUGACUCAGUGGCAUUAAUGGAUUACCAUCAUCGUAAUAGUCAUUUAGCUGAAAUUGAUCAAAUAAACAAGUUCAUUGAUAUGAAUUUUUACAAUUGUUAUGCUAAUGGAGACUAUGUGCCACCACCACAUGUGCAAAUUGAUAUGGACUUUGAGAGGAAAAUACCGAAUGAAAGGGCAUUCCAUUCUGGAAAAAAUUUCACCAAUCCUGAAGAUCAAAUAUCUAAUGAUUCAGUUGGUCCUCAUCCCAGGAUGUCUCAUGCACUUUCUGACUCGAAAUUACAGGAACGUGAAGAGAAGCCCAAUGCCUUUGUGGAAGAAGGAAUUGUCGCAUUGUCCUUGCUGAAUUUUGAAACUGAGAAGUCACCUUCAUCCACAACAUCAGGUUUCAUGCAAGAGUGCCAAAUACAAUUGCCAGAGAAAACUGAUGGGGAAUGUCGUGCUGCUAAAUAUGAGAAUCUGCCCCCUUUUAAGCCACAGGACCAGUCAAAGUUUGGGUUGGAUCAAAAGGUGAUAAAAUUGAUGGAUGAAAAGGAUGAUGCUCAUUUGGAUCAAAUCAGGAAAACCAAUGAAGGAAAUAUUAACAUUUCCUCACAGGCUAGUGCCAUGGAUUAUAAAAAUGUGCCAAAUAUCAUUCCAAGUGUUCAUAUUUCCCCACAAGAGUUACAAGUCCCUGAAGGUGUGGUUUCUACUUCCCCAGUCAUUGUUGUGGGAAAUUCUGGAUAUGUUAGGAGAGAAUAUGACCAGGAUUGUCAACUGCACACAACUGCUUCUGAUUUUAGUACACAGAGCCAAAAAGCUAGUAAGGAUCAGCAACAUACUGCAAUGGGAGCAAAAAGUGCAAUAGUAGUUUCUCUUGAUUCUCAUGGAACUGUACCUGUUGCAUCCUUGCAUAUGGGUAAUCAAGAAGGAACCUAUUCUACUUCUGGUGGACUUCCAUAUGGAAUUGAUUUGGGCCCAAAUCUAAACUUGCAUAAGAAUGACUCUGAAGAUGCUGCUUUGGGUAGUGAGGCUUGUUUCUGUUAUGAAAAUCAUGUGAUUAAUCCUUCUCACAAGGUUGACAAAGUAGACCCCACAUCUUUCACCCACUCACAGGCUUCAGGGAAUUGUUGUGAGAAGUCAGAACCAAUGGUUAUAGUUGAAGAUGUAACCGAUAGUGUGCCUUCUGGCAUCCCCUCAUCCUCCACAGUUGUCCCACAUGUACAAGACAAUGCUAGUGAUGGAUUUCCAACCCCUAGAGAAACUGAGGCGGAGAGCAUUGCUCCAGAAUCUUCCUGUGAGUAUGCAAAAGCUGAUGGCAGAGAUGACGAUGAAUCUAUUAGCGAGGCUACAAUGGCGGAAAUAGAAGCAGGCGUAUAUGGUUUGCAGAUCAUAAAAAAUGCUGAUCUUGAAGAACUGAAAGAGUUGGGAUCUGGCACAUUUGGGACUGUAUAUCAUGGAAAGUGGAGGGGAACAGAUGUUGCUAUUAAGAGAAUCAAAAAGAGCUGUUUUGCAGGGAAACCAUCUGAGCAAGAACGGUUGACUAAAGACUUCUGGAGAGAGGCACAGAUACUUUCAAAUCUUCACCAUCCAAAUGUGGUAGCCUUUUAUGGGGUGGUUCCUGAUGGACCAGGAGGAACAUUGGCAACUGUUACUGAAUUCAUGGUGAAUGGGUCGUUGAGGCAUGUCCUAUUAAAGAAGGACAGAGGACUUGAUCGGCGUAAAAGGCUUAUAAUUGCAAUGGAUGCAGCUUUUGGCAUGGAAUACCUGCAUAUGAAAAAUAUUGUUCAUUUUGACUUGAAAUGCGACAACCUGCUUGUGAAUUUAAGGGAUCCCCAACGACCAAUAUGCAAGGUUGGAGACUUUGGAUUAUCAAGAAUAAAACGAAAUACUCUUGUAUCUGGGGGUGUUCGAGGAACCCUUCCAUGGAUGGCCCCAGAACUACUAAAUGGUAACAGUAACAGGGUGUCUGAAAAGGUUGAUGUUUUCUCAUUUGGUGUUGCAAUGUGGGAGAUCUUGACUGGUGAAGAGCCAUAUGGCAACAUGCAUUGUGGUGCUAUUAUAGGGGGAAUUGUCAGUAACACUCUCAGGCCACCGAUUCCAGAACGUUGCGAUCCCGAGUGGAGAAAGCUGAUGGAAGAGUGCUGGUCGCCUGAUCCUGCAGCCAGGCCGUCAUUCACUGAGAUAACAAACAGACUCCGUAUUAUGUCCAUGACAAUCCAGACAAAGCGAUAUAGUCGGGUAAUUAGAUGAAACCCAAGAUUACCAUGUAAGUUUAAAUGGGGGAAAGUACAUUCUUUGUGAGCUUUGGUUGUUUAGAUAGCUUCCAUGAUAGUCAGUGUUGUAGAGAAUCUGACCUAUACGGGUUGAUAAAAUGAAUACCGUAUUGUUCUUUAUGAAACAUAAUGCAUGUUUAAAAAGAUAUACCAUUGUAAAGAUCAA
This is a messenger RNA of Malania oleifera, 4586 nucleotides long. RefSeq lists its product as uncharacterized. Bases 810 to 4397 code for a protein of 1195 amino acids. Gene Ontology annotation, cellular component: cytoplasm. The transcript is spliced from 9 exons. Gene Ontology annotation, molecular function: ATP binding; protein binding; protein kinase activity. The record is from RefSeq and is a predicted model, not a curated record. Gene Ontology annotation, biological process: signal transduction; protein phosphorylation. NCBI's taxonomy places the organism in Eukaryota, Viridiplantae, Streptophyta, Magnoliopsida, Santalales, Ximeniaceae.